Messenger RNA from Sphaeramia orbicularis (orbiculate cardinalfish), 801 nucleotides. RefSeq names its product basic proline-rich protein-like. Bases 1 to 801 code for a protein of 266 amino acids. Lineage: Eukaryota; Metazoa; Chordata; Actinopteri; Kurtiformes; Apogonidae. The transcript has 3 exons. The record is from RefSeq and is a predicted model, not a curated record.
AUGCAGCUCAACAAGGCCAGACAGAGGAACACGGGCAGACAGAAGGACUUGGAAAAACAGAGGGACAUGGGAAGACAAAGGAACAUGGGAAAACAGAGGAACACGGAAGAUGGAGGGACACAGGAAGACAGGCAGGGGCCGCCAAAGAGCGGGGCAGCCCAGAGACCCCAGGCACCCAAUGACCGCAGCCAGAAAGCCACCACCCCCCCAGAGGCCACUCACACACUCAAUCAUCCUAUGCAGUCAAGGGAGCACGGACCUGGUACCUGCCACCCCAAAGCCCCCCAAACAGGUGCGGGGACCCACCACACUCCACACCUCCCCAGUCUUACAUGCACUAGGGAUGCAGCGAUCACCGGCACAGUGCCACCCCACAGCACGAGACCCAGCGACCAGCACCCCCGCCCCAGGUCCCAAUCGCCACCACAGCCGCACCCCAUCAUCGCACCCCGAGAGAACCCCCACGGCAAGUCCAGGCCAGCCCAGACAUCCUGGCGCAUGCCGGGUCCCCCCCCCACCCCGGGAGGGGCAGCACCCGGACCCCAGGGCCCAGGAACUGCACCCCACCCACCCCAGCCACCCGACCCGGGGGAUGCCGGCCACCGACCCAGGCCCAACCCGGAGCCCCCCACCCCACCACCACAGGGCAACCCCGGCGUCGGGUCCACCCCCGCCCCAACCGGGACAAACACCAAACCGCCCCCAGAGCAGGGCAGUCCAGACCCCCACCCCGAGGGACCACUAGUGACCCGUAGCCCCUCAGCACCUCCUGCCAGCCUCCUAACACUCAGAGUGUUGUGA